AUGAUUCCUCGAGUUCAUCAGAAGCCGGCCAAGUACAACAUCCGAGGUCAGACCCAGGACAAGGAGGGUGUGAUCUGCGCGGACAACCAUCUGAUUGGCCUUACGGAGAAGGUCUCGUUCACUUCGUAGGUUUAUUUUUGAUUAGUUUUGAAGGAUUUUUCGAAAAGAAAAUCCGAUUUUUGGGUUUUAGGUAAUAUUGAUAAUUUUUGUGCGAAUUGUUUGUCCAGAGGAGGUAGAUUCUAUUCCAGUCAUUUCAAGUCUAACCUCAUCAAUUUGCAGUUAUUCUGAAUUACUAAAAUGGAUGAUUCACUACGAGUUCAACGCCAACGUCCGCUUGGUGAAGAUGAGCUCGAACCUGCUGGACGGCUCGCUCCCCGAAGAGGUGAAGAGGCGGUUCAUCUUCGACCGGAUGGUAUUCGCUUGUCACAACCAUGACUCCUCGGAUCGUUACGUGAAGGGCGAGUUGGUGACCUCGAAGAGGCAGGGCAAGGGAUGCGUCUUCACCUUCACCGUGCUCUACAUCCGCGCCAUCAACCGCCUGCAAAUGAUGUCCGGAUGCUUCUACCAUACCGAUGGAUGUGUUCCAAGUGCCGAGUCCGCGGCCGAAUUCAAUCCCAGAGAUCCGCAGAGCAAGAAGAAGGUGGCGAUUUGUAAGUUUCUGUUUUUUCGGAUUUUUGAGUUGAAUUUUAGGUCUAAAAUAAGUUGAAAGUUAUCUUACAAGGAAACCACUUAUAUGGGGUAUGGAGUUACAGGUCUAACAUCAAAAAAAUUGCAAAACUUUUCUGAUUCAGAAUAUGUAAAAAUUAGCUGCCCAAUUUUGGUUUGUAAGGGCCGAAAAAUCCUCGGAACUUUUCUCGCAACACCACGCAAAUGCCCUGUAUUAAUGAAAUUUGAUAUUUUGAGGCGUGUCAAGAUGCCAGGGUCUACUUUAGAAUUGGUUAAAAAGGCAUUUGCAUGGUGUUGCGAGAAAAGUUUAGAGGGUUUUUUCGCCGUUAUAAACCAAAAUUAGGCAGCUAAUUUUUACAGAUUCUGAAUCAGAAAAAAAUUUGCGAUUUUUUAUAUAUAUGUUUCGACUUGUAACUCCAUACCCGAUAGAAGUACUUUUUCCUGAAAAAAUAGUUAAAAGUCCUGAAAAAAUAGUUAAAUUUAAUUUUAAAAUCCAUUUUUUCCUCCGUUUACCAAAAUAUAUUUCAGUGAACGAGCUUGCGACCCAUUAUAUCCCCGGCGAUUUCACCUACGUCGCCACGAACUCGAUCCAACGAUUCAAGGGAGCGAACCGCGACAAGAACGCGCCAAUCAUCGAGGAUGCCGAGAAUGACGUCCCCGCUCUCGACUACCCUCCCGAGAUGUUGCAGGCCAUGGAUGAGUAUGUGGAGGCGACGAUGAGAACCGCCUUGGCCAGCAAGGCCAAGAAGAGAAGAGCCAGCGGCGAAGCCGCCGCCUCCGCCGCCAAAAGAUCGCGCAGCGCCCCCCUGGAUCCACGCGAAAUCUCAUUGGGCGGCGAGGAGGCGAGCCGGCCAUUGAGCGUGCCGCUGCAGCCGGUUUUGAACGUCCCGGCCCCUGUUAACCCCAUUAAACCCCCGCAAAAGCCUCUGGGUGGGGUUCGGCUUCGUGAUAUGGACUUCUGCAAGGCUGGAUUGCAAUAUUUCUUCCCGAAAUUUCCCGCUCAGCCUCUCAGACAACCAUUCGCUCAGAUCCAGCCGUUCCAACCACCAAUCCAGAACACCUUCCAUCAUCAAUUUUAUUGGGAACACACCUCUCAAGUGCAAUAUGAACAAGUCCCGCAAACCCCGCAAUUUGCCCAUGAAGUCAGAGUUCAGGAGGUUCAACAGCACCCACAACCUUUGAUCGUUGAGAAUGAGCCAGCUGGAUUUGAUAAUCGCGACUUGUUCCGCCCAUUUGACGAGAACAUUCAAGAGGUCCCAGGUGCUGAAGUGGAAGAUCAAAAUUUGGUCGAUGACUUUGGCGCACCGCUUUUAAAGCUGAACGAUGAGGACUGGGAUGGACUGGGCGAGUUUUUCGUCCCACCAAUGAGCAGACAGGAGCUGAAUGAAGUCGAGGAAUACCUGAAUUGCUUCGAGAAUGGCGAGAAUUUGGAAAUGGGACUCUUCGAUUUGGACGUCCCGGUAGCUGAGCCAGAAUACUUUAAUCUUUAA
Molecule: messenger RNA, 2156 nt
Organism: Bursaphelenchus xylophilus (pine wood nematode)
Lineage: Eukaryota; Metazoa; Nematoda; Chromadorea; Rhabditida; Aphelenchoididae
Source: the annotation of a GenBank genome assembly